AUGAAAAUCGGAGAUGAAACGUCAGCUGUCCCGACCACCGUCUCCUACACCAACAUCAGCUGUCCUGGACGUCCAUUUGACGUCUCGAGGCACUGCCUCCAACGCAUAGUGAAGAAGGCAUCAUCUUCUUGGCGAGUAGGCGACCAGCGACUUCAACUGCGACAUGCCGACUUGUCAAUUGUCAUCGUCUCCAACUCCCACCGGCGACCAGCGAGGUUUAUUCAGUGUUUCCGACUUCAGCUUCCUCCUUCCUUCCCGGCGAUUGACUCGUUCAUUCUUAUUCUCGGUCAGCGAGUAGGCGACCAGCGACUUCUCCGACGCUUCCUCUUUCCAUCCUGUGACCGCUGCCGACCCCUUCUGCAUUCCACGAUUUUUGUAAUUAUGUCUUCAGCAGAACCAAGUCAACCUAAUGAUUCAAACAUGGUUAAUGAUACCGCCAAUUCUGCAGUUAACUGUAACGAGAAACAAAUUAAAUUCACAUCUCCAAUGUGGCGUCAUUUCACCUAUGAAGAAGUUAAUGGAACCAAAAAGGCUGUUUGUAAGUAUUGUAGAAAAGAAAUUACUUACACAACCAAAAAUGGAACCGAAGGGAUGCAUUCUCACCAUAAGUCAUGCAAAAUACGAAUUGGGCAAAAGAAAAUUGAUGAUUUUCAGAGUCAGUUAACCGGAAAAAAAUCUAAGACGAAUCAAAGUGGGGGAUCAGUUUUAGCAACACAUCGGUUUAAUUAUGACGAUUUGCGAACCGAUCUUGCUAAAAUGAUCACAAAACAUGAUUACCCACUUAGAAUUGUUGAACACGAAGGCUUUAGAGAUUUUUGUCAAGGGCUCCAACCACCUUUUAGGCCUAUUUGUAGAAACACGGCUAGAUCUGAUGUCAUUAAGUUGUACGGUGAGGAAAAGGCAAGGAUGAUGCAUUUUUUGGAGAGUAUUCAACGUAGGAUUGCAAUAACUACCGACAUAUAAUAAUUUAUUUUAUUAUUAUUUUUGUUAUUUGUUUAGGGAGGAUAUUCGAAUGUCAGUGAAUGAAGAGUUGAAGGA
This is a messenger RNA of Lactuca virosa, 1038 nucleotides long. Lineage: Eukaryota; Viridiplantae; Streptophyta; Magnoliopsida; Asterales; Asteraceae. The record is from the annotation of a GenBank genome assembly.